Molecule: messenger RNA, 2073 nt
Organism: Juglans microcarpa x Juglans regia
Lineage: Eukaryota; Viridiplantae; Streptophyta; Magnoliopsida; Fagales; Juglandaceae
Product: vacuolar cation/proton exchanger 5-like
Biological process (GO): calcium ion transmembrane transport; intracellular calcium ion homeostasis
Cellular component (GO): plant-type vacuole membrane
Molecular function (GO): calcium:proton antiporter activity
Source: RefSeq, a predicted model, not a curated record
AACUUUCCAGGAAACUGCCACAGGCAGACCGGAGGAGACGGGCAGACGGCUACGGCAAAAUUACUCAAAAUCAGAAAUGUCGUCCUAGUUGUCUUCGUGCGCGGAAGUCCUUGAAAAAUUAAAAUACACACACAGGAAAAAGGGGGUGGGCGAGAAAAUCUGGAUCUGGGGGCUAUAGCUAUUAGCCGUUAUACACGUUGCUUGAGAAACUCUUGUUUUCUCGGCUAUCAAUAGUCAAUACUGCUUUGUUUCUCUCUCUACGCUUAAACCAUUGAGGCGGAAAAUCGACUAGCACGAAUCCCUCCAUCCAAGCCGACAUCCCAGAUCAGACGACCAAAGCUAGCAAGUGUCAACUGCGCUAGACGUUCCUUGCCUUGGUUUCGAGGAAACUACAUCGAGUAGGCGACGCCUUCUAUGAGAAUGGAACAAUUGGCGUGCUAGUAGUUAGAGAAUGGACUAUAAGUUACAAAUUGUUGGCACCAAACCUCAACUUGAAAUGGGAUCACUAGACGGUAAAUCAACCCAUGAGUUCGAGGAGGAGAGUCUUUUUAGAGCGGAAAUAGAUUCUCAGAAGUUGCAACCUAUGCAUACGGCUGAGAGUGGAUCGUGUUCUGGAGGUUUGCGAGCUGGUAUGAGUAUGAUAUCAAGGAAUCUUAUGUAUAGGAGCAUAAGGACUGUUGUUUUCUCCAGUAAACUCAACUUGCUGAUUCCUUUUGGGCCACUAGCAAUUCUUGCUGAGAAACUGACCGGCCAUCGAGGUUGGGUCUUCUUUCUGAGCUUAUUGGGUAUAACACCUUUGGCUGAGCGUUUAGGCUAUGCUACAGAGCAGCUGGCUUUUUACACCGGACCUACAGUUGGAGGCCUUUUAAAUGCUACUUUUGGAAAUGCAACAGAACUUAUUAUAUCAAUCUAUGCACUUAGAAGUGGACUGAUACGUGUUGUUCAGCUGUCAUUAUUGGGCUCAAUUCUAUCAAACAUGUUGCUGGUGCUUGGAUGUGCAUUCUUUUGUGGUGGGCUUGUUUUUCAUAAGAAAGAACAGCAGUUUAAUAAGGCAACUGCUGCUGUAAGCUCCGGAUUGCUGUUGAUGGCAGUCAUGGGCCUGCUUUUUCCAGCUGUUCUUCAUUAUACACACACUGAGGUUCAUUUUGGAAAGUCAGAGUUGGCUCUUUCAAGAUUUAGCAGUUGCAUCAUGCUUGUGGCAUAUGCUGCAUACCUUUUUUUCCAGCUAAAGAGUCAAAAUAAUCUAUAUUCCCCUCUCAAUGAGGAAGGGAGUCAAAAUGAAGAGGGACCGGAUGAAGAUGAAGCUCCAGAGAUCUCUAAAUGGGAAUCAGUAAUUUGGCUUUUUAUUAUGACUGCUUCUAUCUCAAUCCUAUCUGAGUAUUUAGUUCGUGCAAUAGAGGGAGCAUCCGUUGCAUGGAAUAUUUCGAUUGUUUUUAUUAGUGUUAUUUUGCUCCCGAUCGUGGGGAAUGCUGCAGAGCAUGCAAGUGCUAUUAUGUUUGCCAUGAAAAACAAACUUGACAUUUCUUUAGGAGUGGCAAUAGGAUCUUCAACACAGAUAUCCAUGUUUGGGAUUCCUUUUUGUGUGGUGGUUGGUUGGAUUAUGGGGCAACCCAUGGACUUAAACUUUCAACUUUUCGAGACAGCAACACUUUUUAUAACCGUCUUAGUAGUUGCCUUCAUGCUGCAGGAAGGAACCUCAAAUUACUUCAAAGGACUGAUGCUUAUUCUAUGCUAUCUGAUAGUAGCUGAGUUUUUUGUACAUGUAGAUCCUUCUCCAGGUGCUGAUAAUGAACCGAAAACGUAGAGCAGGGAAGCGCCAUUGGAUUGAUGAGGUAAAUCUCCAAAAGAUUUGGCUUGGCUGUGUAUAUAUUUCACAUGUAAACUUUUUCCACCUGCUCCUGCUUUUUAGUGAAUUCAAUCAACCGCAUUUAUGUUCGUUUCGGAUCAGCUACGGCUUGGAUGUCUGUCAAGCGUUUGCUUAGAUUCCAUUCCAAGAAAACAAGUGUUGUACUACAGGAAAAUCAAGAUAUAAUUUUCUUUAUAAAAUAAGGAGUACCUUGGGUUUUAGUUGUC